Cydia fagiglandana is the source of this 2200-nucleotide messenger RNA. RefSeq names its product cytochrome P450 6B2-like. Gene Ontology annotation, molecular function: monooxygenase activity; heme binding; oxidoreductase activity, acting on paired donors, with incorporation or reduction of molecular oxygen. The coding region runs from base 94 to 1599 and encodes 501 amino acids. NCBI's taxonomy places the organism in Eukaryota, Metazoa, Arthropoda, Insecta, Lepidoptera, Tortricidae. The transcript is spliced from 2 exons. The record is from RefSeq and is a predicted model, not a curated record.
AUUCAACAGACCAGAGUAGCCAUUACUAGCAGUAACAAGAAAAAACUUUCUUAUUAUUCUUAUUCUUAUUCUUAAAAUAAAAUUCGUUUUAAGAUGGUGUUUCUUACGGUAGUGACAUUGGCAGUCGUUGUAAGUGUACUGUAUUAUUACUUCACAAGAACUUUCUCUUAUUGGAAGGACCGAAAUGUUACCGGACCGAAACCUAUACCAUUUUUUGGAAACAUGUAUAGAUCCGCCAUGCGAUACGAUACAAUGGGUGUAGUUUUUAAAAACAUAUACGAAAGUUUCCCAAGAGAGAAAGUGGUGGGAGUGUUUAGGAUGACAACUCCAACGCUCAUGGUGCGAGACCUCGACAUUUUAAAGCAUAUAUUGGUAAAAGAUUUCGACAAUUUUGUGGAUCGAGGCUUGGAGUUCAGCAAAGAAGGGCUAGGACAAAACCUGUUUCACUCCGACGGAGAGACAUGGCGAGGACUAAGAAGUCGAUUUUCACCCAUAUUUACAAAUUCAAAGAUGAAGAAUAUGAUGUAUUUGCUCAACGAUCGAGCUGAUAAGUUCGUUGAUUACGUAAGUGAGAUUAUAGCGACGACACCCGAGCAAGAUAUCCAUGGAUUACUGCAAAAGUACACAAUGUCAACGAUAACUGGGUGCGCCUUCGGUCUGGAUAUAGACACCUUUCGUGGAGAUAUUCAAACUUUAAAAAGAGUCGAUAAGGAAAUGUUUACCCCUAAUUAUGCUGUUGAGUUUGACAUGAUGUUCCCUGGUGUCCUUAAAAAGUUAAAUAUGUCCGCAUUCCCAGCGUACAUAGGGAAUUUUUUUAAAGAGCUUGUCGAAACUGUAACUACUCAAAGAAACGGAAAGCCGUCAAAUAGGAAAGACUUUAUGGAUUUGAUAUUAGAAAUAAAGAAUAAAAAACAAAUUGAAGUAGUCAAAAAGCACGGUGAUGAAGAAACCAGUACGAUUGAUAUAACUAAUGGUGUAAUAGAAGCACAAGCCUUUGUAUUUUACGCUGCCGGUUACGAGACCUCAGCUUCGACCAUGGGUUUCAUGUUUUACCAGCUAGCAUUGGACACUAAAAUACAGGACAGAUUAAGAAAUGAGAUAGAUGAAUACCUUGAGAGACAUAGCAACAGAAUAGAACUGGACACUUUAAAUGAGUUACAAUAUUUAGAUCAAGUCUAUAAUGAAACUCUCAGGAUGUACCCGAUAGUGGAUACUUUACAAAGGAAGGCUGAAAACGAUUACAAAUUACCAGGUAUUGAGGCUACAAUAGCUAAAGAUCAAGUUGUGAUCGUAUCUGUUUCGGGCAUUCACCACGAUGAGAAGUACUAUCCAGAACCAGAAAAGUUUGAUCCCGAUAGGUUUUCUCCAGAAAACGUAGCUGCCAGGCAUACCUUUGCAUAUUUGCCCUUUGGCCUUGGACCGCGACAUUGCAUUGGAAUGCGCUUUGCACGCGUGCAGUCUUGGGUGUGCAUAAUCAGAUUGCUCUCAAAGUUCCGCCUUGAAGCCGGCAAGAAUACCGUUCGCUCCUUUUCCAACGACCCAUAUCGGCUCGUGAUCGCUCCUAACAAGACCCUAUACGUGAACGUUUACCCGCGGUAGGACCUGUAGAAAUCAAUUGUAAAACUAUUUAUUUUUAUUUAUUUUAUUACAAGGAGAUAGAACAGAAGCAUGCAACUGAAGAACAAUAUGGAUAGAAUAUACGUAACUAGUACAAUACAGAUUAUGCUGUUUCCUUAAACAUAUCUCACCGAGAACAUAAGUGGUAUUAAAAUGUAAACCUAGUUUACCAUUAGGGCCUCUUUCACCAUUCCACCCAGUAAAGCGGUUAAACCAUUAACCCAAUGUGAAACCAUGGUAACUCCAGGUUAAACCCGUUAACCCCGGGUUAGUGGAAUGUGGAAUGGUGCAAGUGGAACUUAGAGUUAGACUAAGAUAAGUCUGCAAAGAUUUUGAUAUCACACGCGGUGCAAGUGUUAUUUUAACGUCAAAUAUCAUCAUCAAAUUCGUUGCAGACUGGUCUUUGUCUAACUCUAUAUUGUCAUUACCUUUUCUUUAGGAUUCAUCGAAAAUUGAUUUAUAAAUUGAUUUAUGAUUGAUUUAUUUGUUUUUUUAUUGAUUUUUAUUGAGUAGUAAGUACUUAUGUAAAUAUUGUAAAUAUUGUAUUUCAUUAGUUAAAGAAUAAAAAAGUAUGAAUUAUGUA